CCGCCGGUUUUUAACAAUUUCUACCCAACACUGCAGAGCGACUUUAGCCCUCAUUGAUACGUCGGAGGGUUCGAACGUGCAUCGCUCCUCGAUUCCGCCAUCAUGGCGACCCAAAUACCUGUCGACCCGACUCUUACCUCGGCCAACACUCUCAAGCUUGAAAAUACACACAAUCGGGACGUGUUGAUUGCGAUCGAGAAGAAAUACCAAAAAGAAUGGCAGAACAGCAAGAUUUUCGAAUCGGAUGCGCCUACAACCACUGAGAUCCCCUUUGACUCAGUCCCCGCCGCAGAGAUUCGAGAAAAAUAUCCCAAGUACUUUGGCACCUUUGCCUACCCGUACAUGAAUGGCUCUCUGCAUGCUGGGCACAGCUUUACAGUCAGCAAAGUCGAGUUCACCGCUGGCUUCAACCGCUUGACCGGAAAGCGGGUGUUGUUUCCAUUGGGGUUCCAUUGUACGGGCAUGCCGAUCAAAGCAUGCGCAGACAAACUUGUCGAAGAUGUUAAGAAGUUUGGACAGAAUUUCGAGAACUAUCAUGAAGAGGAGGACGAAGCACCGCCAGACACCAACGGAGCCCCCGUCGCACCCACACAGGGAGUCAACAUGAAGGACGACCUCACAAAGUUCAAGAGCAAGAAGGGCAAACAGGCCGCAAAGACGGUCAAGGCCAACUACCAAUUUCAGACAAUGCUGGCUAUGGGAAUACCGAAGGAGGAAAUUCACAAGUUCUCAGACGCCAAUUAUUGGCUCGAAUACUUUCCGCCGAUAUGUCAACAAGAUCUCAUCGACUUCGGAGCAAGGAUAGAUUGGCGGAGGAAGUUUGUCACAACCGACGCAAAUCCGUACUACGAUGCUUUCGUGCGAUGGCAGAUGAAUCGCUUGCACGAGCUCAACAAGAUUCUGUACGGCAAGAGAUACACGAUCUACAGUCCCAAGGACGGCCAACCAUGUAUGGACCAUGACCGGACCAAAGGUGAAGGUGUAGGUCCGACGGAGUACACAGCACUGAAGUUGAAAGUCAAGGAGUGGUCACCGGAUGCGGCGAAGGCGAUCGAAUCGAAAAUUCCCCAGGACGCGAGUGUCUACUUUGUGCCUGCGACACUAAGGCCGGAGACGAUGUACGGUCAAGUAUGCUGUUUCGUGGGACCGAAGAUCAACUACGGUAUUUUCAAGGUAUCAGAAAAGGAGUAUUACGUGGUCACCAAGAGAGCGGCUUGGAAUAUGGCCUUUCAGGGCACUUUCUUUGACCAGGAGCAUUUCCCCCGUAGUCAGAACGAGUUGCAGCCUGUUGUGGAAUUGCCUGGGUCCGCCUUCGUGGGUACACUGGUCAAUGCGCCUCUUUCGGUGCACAAAGAAGGUGUUCGAAUAUUACCUAUGGAGACCGUAUCUGCAACAAAAGGCACGGGCGUUGUCACUUCAGUUCCGUCUGACAGUCCCGACGACUUUGCCACAGUCCGAGAAUUGGCGAAGAAAGCCGAGUUUUAUGGCAUCCAGAAGGAAUGGGCUGAACUGGAGAUCAUCCCCAUUAUUGACACUCCAGCUUAUGGCAACCUUGCGGCGAAGUACCUGGUCGAGACCAAGAAGAUCCAAUCACCCAAGGACACCACUCUGUUGGCCGAAGCGAAGGAUCUGGCGUACAAGGAAGGCUUCUACAACGGCACCAUGUUGGUCGGAGAAUUCAAGGGGGAGAAGGUUACCGACGCCAAAGAAAAAGUGCGAAGUUCCUUGAUCGCGUCUGGCGAGGCAUUCCCUUUUGCCGAUCCUUCAGCUGAAGUCAUCAGUCGCAGUGGGGAUGAAUGCGUGGUCGCAUACGUCCCACAGUGGUUCCUGAAUUACGGCGAGAACGACAAAGAGUGGCAGCAAACGGUCUUGGACUAUGUCAAGGACAAGAAUGGCCUCGAAACUUACACUCAUGAAACCGAAAACCAGUUCGUCGCAAACCUCGAAUGGUUGAACCAAUGGGCAUGCGCAAGGACGUAUGGGCUGGGUUCCAAACUGCCUUGGGAUCCCUCCUUCUUGGUGGAAAGUCUGAGCGACAGCACCAUUUACAUGUCAUACUACACGAUCGCCCAUUUCUUGCACGGAGACAAAUUCGGCAAGACGCCUGGAUUAUUGGACAUCAAGGCAGAGCAAAUGACGGAUGAUGUCUGGGAUUACGUCUUUACGCGGACAAACGACGUCAAGAAAGUCGCGGAAUCGACAAAGAUAUCGGUCGCGGACCUACAAACCAUGCGACGAUCCUUCGAAUAUUGGUAUCCUCUCGACUUGAGAUCGUCUGGAAAGGACUUGAUCCCCAACCAUCUCACAUUUUUCCUUUACAUACAUCUCGCGCUUUUCCCUCGCGAAUAUUGGCCGAGAUCUGUCCGCUCGAACGGCCAUCUCCUGCUCAACGGCGAGAAAAUGAGCAAAUCCACCGGCAACUUUUUGACCUUGAGCCAAGCAGUGAAGAAGUUCGGGGCCGACGCCACGCGAAUAGCACUUGCUGAUGCGGGUGACGGUAUGGAGGACGCGAAUUUCGAGGAAAAGGGCGCCAACGCCGCGAUCAUGCGGAUGUACACUCUCAAGGAGUGGAUCGAAGACACAUUGAAAGAUGAGGGGCUCCGCAAGACGCAAGGAGAGGUCCUUUGGGACAAACUUUUCGAGGAUGAAAUGAAUCUAUUGGUGCACGAAGCAUACAAGCACUACGCCGACACAAACUACAAACUCGCCCUCAAAGCCGCGCUCUACGACUUCCAGUCCGCGCGGGACUUCUACCGCGAAGCCUGCGUAUCCAGCGGCAUCCCUCUCUCGCGGCCCCUCGUCCUCUGCUACGUCGAAUUGCAAUGCCUCUUGAUCUGCACCAUCGCGCCUCACUGGGCCGAGUACAUUUGGCUCGAAGUGCUGCACAAAGACCAAUCCAUCCAACUCGCCCGCUGGCCGACCGGCGUCCCUGAAGCGGACCCCUCCCUGACCGCCGCGAGAGAGUACGUGAGGACGACGUCCAGCAACAUCACGAGCGCCGAGGCACAGGCGGCCAAGAAAAUGGCAAAGGGCAAGGCCGUGGCCUUCGACCCGCGCAAGCCGAAGCAGCUCACCGUCUUCGUGGCCUCGCGCUUUCCCGAGUGGCAGGACAAAUACGUCGACCUGGUCCGGACGAUGCUCGAGAAGGCCAGCCUGGACGACGACAAGGCGCUGAACGCGUCGGUCGCCAAAAUGGGCAAGGGCCCCGAGAUGAAGAAGGCUAUGCCCUUCGUGCAGGCGCUCAAGCGGCGGCUCGUGGUCAACCACGAGAGCCCCGCGGCCGUGUUCGAGCGCAAGCUGCCCUUUGACGAGGUCCACGUCCUCACCGAGAUGCGGAAGGGCCUGAUGAAGAACACCGGCUGCAAGGACGUCAAGGUCGUCAGCGUCGCCGACCACAACAGGCAGAGCCUCCCCUCCAUGGCCGAGGCGGCCGUCCCGGGCCAGCCGAGCUUCUUGUUCGAGAACGUCGACGCAUGAGCGGCCCGUCCUUUGCGCGCUGUGUACCCCUUCUGAUUUCCCUUUGAUCUGUCUCAGGGGAAUAAAUCAGUUGAGCCGCAGAAGGGUAGGGUGGUGCGAUGACAAUGGAUGAUUCAUGUGCGUGUCGGGGAAUGCCCAUGAACUUUUCAACGAGCAAUGUGUAUGUAUGAAUGUGGUCGAGGUGCUCGAAUCGAGAAAUGCCAGGGACGAGACAUGAUGGGAAGGAAAAGACAAGAUCCAAAAAAGAAUGAGCCAGACACCUUCGCAGAAGGACUAGAAGGUUGAAACAUGUGGAGAGGGCAUCUCAUAUGCAUCGAGAUGGACAUAUGUGUAAGCCUGGGUACUCGCUCUGGUUAGAUAGAAAUCCAAUAGAGCGCCCAAAGAUGACCAAACCAUUGAACGGCAUUACAUUCCGC
Cladophialophora immunda is the source of this 3893-nucleotide messenger RNA. RefSeq names its product leucine-tRNA ligase. Gene Ontology annotation, biological process: leucyl-tRNA aminoacylation. The record is from RefSeq and is a predicted model, not a curated record. Lineage: Eukaryota; Fungi; Ascomycota; Eurotiomycetes; Chaetothyriales; Herpotrichiellaceae. Bases 103 to 3477 code for a protein of 1124 amino acids. Gene Ontology annotation, molecular function: ATP binding; aminoacyl-tRNA deacylase activity; leucine-tRNA ligase activity. The transcript is spliced from 3 exons.